UCUCUCUCUAGCUUGCUCCCUCUCUCUCUUUCUCACACACACAAACACACACUUCCCCGUUGAUAUCGCCUCUCUAUAUAUCUCCACUUUGCAAGAGCUUCGUAACAUCCGACACAUGUCCAUUCAUAGGAAAAGGUAAAAUUAGGGUUAGGGUUUUGAAGGGAUUUCGCCAUGGAGGUCGAAGAAGAAAAUACCAUAAAUCACCUACAUGAAUCAACGACAACAACCGUAUCAAAUGAACGAUUGUUAGAAAAUAAUUGUAGUAAUGAUAACGAAUUAGGAAAAGAGGUAUCAGAAUCAAACACUGAAGAAGAAAAAGGAAAGGAAUCGUCUGUUAUAGUCCCUAAAUUGGACGAUCCGAAUCCUUUUGUCGCGGUAGCAGUGGGUGAAACAGCGGAGGACAAGGAGGUCACUGUUCAGUGCGGGAAUUCUGAGUCCGGUAGAUGCUGGAACUCGGCGGUGGUUGAGUCGACGACCGCGUUGAAAGACGAGAAGGACGGCGAGGAGGGUGAUGUUAAGGACGAAAUUACUACCGGUGAUGUGGCAGCUGUGGAGCAUGGCGAGAGUGAGUUAACAAGUUCGGAUAAAGUUGACGAUGGAGAGUGUCAGGCGGUUGUGAUUGUGCGAGAUAAUGGUUUAAAUGUAGUAGUGGAAAAUGUAAAGAACAGCGUCGAGGAUACCAAUACCGAUGGUUCGUUGGUGAUCGAGGAUGUUAAGGACGGAGGUGAAGGUGAGUUGGAGACCGUGAUGGUGGAGGAAGAUGUCGAGGUGUUGAAAGACGGUGGAGGAGUUGAUGUUCCAUCGUUGCCAGUUACUGGAAUUGCUGAAAGAGAGGAAGUGAUGACGGAUGUUAAGAAUGAUGUGGUUGUUGACACCCAGAAGGAAAAUGUCGAAAUUGUGAUAGGAGAAGAAGAAAUAACAGAGGAUCAGGAUGAUUUUCAAGAAGGAAUGGAUGCAAAAGUUUUAAAGGAAAAAGGAAUUGUUGCAGAUGAAGAGGAUGCUCUUGGUGUGGGAGAAGGUAUUGAGGAGGAAGGAAAAAUGGCAGACGAGGAGAAAGCUGUUAGUGUUACAGAAAAUGAUGAGGAAGAACCAAUGGUGGCAGACGAGGAGAAAUCAUUGGAUACAGAAUUGGAGACCGAUGAAGAAGCAACUAUGGCUGAUGAAGAGAAAGUCCCAGAUGCGGAGGUGAUGGAAACAGAAUUGCUGGAGUCGUCUCCAAAAAGCACUGCAGGUAAACGGAAAAGGGGAGGGAGGAACUCAAAGACUACCUCCAAACCCAAGGCUGGGCGCAGGAAGAUGACUGAGGAGGAUGUUUGCUUCAUUUGCUUUGAUGGUGGAGAUCUUGUGCUAUGUGAUCGGCGGAAUUGCCCUAAAGCUUAUCAUCCUUCAUGUGUUAACCGAGAUGAGGCUUUCUUCCAAACCAAGGGUCAGUGGAAUUGCGGUUGGCACUUGUGUAGUAUCUGUGAAAAGAAGGCUGAAUAUAUGUGCUAUACAUGCACUUUUUCCUUGUGCAAAGCAUGCAUUAAAACCAAUAUUAUAUUCUGCGUAAGAGAGAAAGAGAAGAAAGGCCUUUGUGAGGCUUGCAUGAAAACUGUGAUGUUAAUUGAAAAAAAUUCGGAGGAAAAUCAGGGAAAUGUAGACUUUGAUGACAAGAGUAGCUGGGAAUAUCUAUUUAAGGAUUAUUGGACAGACAUGAAAGCAAAACUGGAUCUGACUUUGUCUGAGCUUGUUGAGGCUAAGAAUGCUUGGAAGGGAUCUGAACUCUCUGGCAAACAAGAACCUCCAGCUGCACAUUCUGAUGUCAAAGAUGAUGGUGGUUCAGGAUCAGAAAAUCCUUCUGAGAACCUAGAAACAAGGAAGAACAGACGAAGAAAGGCUAAGAAGCGCAAGUCUGCCACCAAGGAAGAGGAACCGAGUACUGGAGCAGCUGCUGUUGCUUCUGAAGGGACAUCUGUGACCAGGAACACGGAGUGGGCAUCCAAAGAACUACUUGAAUUUGUUAUGCACAUGGGAGAUGGCAACAUAUCUAUUAGAUCUCAGUUUGAUGUACAGGCUCUUUUGCUUGAAUACAUCAAAACAAACAAUCUUCGGGAUUCUCGUCGUAAAAGUCAAAUUAUUUGUGAUGCAAGACUUGAAAGACUUUUUGGUAAACCACGUGUAGGGCAUUUUGAGAUGUUAAAACUUCUUGAAUCUCACUUUCUUAUUAAAGAAGAUCAUCAGAUAGACGAUAUCCAGGGGAGUGUGGUCGAUACUGAAGUUAGCCAUGUAGAUGACGAUGAAGCUAAUGAAACCGUAGCGAAGGGAGGGAAGGAUAGAAAACGUAAAAUGCGGAAGAAGGGUGAUCGAGAACCUCAGUCCAACCGUGAGGAUUAUGCUGCUAUUGAUAUACACAACAUAAGCUUAAUUUACCUGCGACGGAAGUUAGUGGAGGAUUUACUUGAUGAUACUGAAACAUUUCAUAGCAAGGUUAUCGGUACUUUUGUUAGAAUAAGGAUCUCUGGUGCUAAUCUUAAGCAGGACAUAUAUAGACUGGUGCAAGUUACAGGUACUACCAAAGCGGCCCAAUAUGCACUUGGGAAAAAGAUGACCAACACCAUGCUUGAAAUAUUGAAUCUUAACAAAACAGAAUCCAUAUCCAUUGAUACUAUUUCAAAUCAAGACUUCACAGAGGAUGAAUGCAAGCGUCUACGGCAAAGUAUAAAGUGUGGACUUAUAACUAGGCUGACAGUGGGAGACAUUCUGGAUAAAGCGAUGGAACUUCAGGCGGCAAGAGUGAAUGAUUGGCUGGAAACAGAGGUUUUGCGUCUUAGUCAUCUUCGUGAUCGAGCAAGUGACUUAGGCCGUAAGAAGGAGCUCAGAGAAUGUGUAGAGAAAUUACAACUUCUGAAGACACCUGAGGAGCGUGCUCGUAAGCUAGAAGAAUUUCCUAUAAUACAUGUUGAUCCUACCAUGGAUCCAAAUUGUGGGUCUGAAGAUGACACAGACGAAGAAGAGAAGAAACAAGAUAUGUACAAGAGUUCUGUCGGUUCCAGAUUUAGCAGGAGAAGAGAGUACCCCUCGAAAGAAUCUUGGAGCGGUACAGGUACCUCUAGAAGUAGCGGCAAGAAUUAUGAGUUUAGCAGAAGCUUGUCGAAUAAUAAUUUUUCAAACAAAACUGAGGAUGCCGCCACUUCUGCACGUUUCGAACCACAUAAUGAAAGUUUACGGGAUCAAGGAAGAGACACAAGUGUGCAACAACCAAGCAUAUUAAAGAAACCGAGUUCUGCAUAUGAUGAAGUAGCUUCAACAAAAGAUAUCACCGGAACUGCCUCAAAAGUAAAUGAAACAGAGAAAAUGUGGCAUUACAAGGAUCCAUCUGGUAAAAUUCAAGGUCCGUUUUCAAUGGCACAGUUGCGUAAAUGGAGCAAUAAUAAAUACUUCCCCGCUGACCUAAGAAUUUGGAUGAAGAGUGAGAAGGAGGACGAUGGUAUCCUCUUAACAGAUGCAUUAGAGGGACGAUUUACGCUUGCUGAUCAUAGCCCACGACUUCAAAGUUCUCACGUUAAUUGGGCUACUACUUCAGUGGAGAUCCCGAAGCCUUCACCUGAUGAGCGACCUGGUUUUGCCAACCUUCCUUCUCCUACUCCAAACCAAAGUAUUACUGGUUUGGGCCCUCAAGUGGGUCCGCACAUUGGUCCUAGUUCGUACCAUAGUGGCAAAGAAGAAUUGCAGUCGCCUACUCCGAAUAGUUCCCAGCUGGCUACAUCUUUUGUUGCUGGUGGAAACAAGGAGCUUAAUGCAAUGGGAUCAUUUGGUAAUUCCAGUACUUUUGUGGUUGCAGCUGCACCACAGACCGAGCAGCUACAUUCUCUACAAUCCUCUCAAUCAGGCCAUGUGGUUGCACCUCCUGCCAAUAAUAUGCCUUCGCAGAUGGUUCAACCGGCUGCUGGUCAAAAUCUUCCUGUUGGACCUUAUGGUUGGAGUGGCGGUCCACCACAACCGAGCCUUUCAAGUAAUCUGGCUGUACAGCAGCAGCUAGCGUACAACCAAUGGGGUAAUGCUCCGAACAUGGUUCAGAAUUCCGCCGGAAACUUUUUGCCUCAAGCUCCAGCUCCGGUCAAUCUGCAGCAAGCUCCUCCGCCACCACCACCACCGCAAUCAAAUGUAAGUUGGCCGACAUUGCCUGCAAAUCCAAAUAUGGGAGUGGUAGGGCCUACUCCAGGAAAUCAAGUCAUGAAUUGGGGACCUACUGCUCAGAAUCCACCAUUAACAGGGAAUGUCAAUCCCCCAUGGGCUGGUAAUAUGCACCCAGGUUGGGUUCCUCCACCACCGGCACAAGGGGUCGCACCGAAUCAAGGGUGGGUUCCUGGUCCUGGUCCUGGUCCAACUCAAGUGCCAAUAGUUUCUGGAAAUGGAAACCCCAACUGGGUCGGACCGCCUGGAAAUCAAGGAGCUCCUCUGAACCCUGGUGAGGUAGCUGUGAACCAGAGACCAUCUAAUCCCAACACCGGUUGGACUGGUGGACCUGGAAAUCAAGGGAACUCGAACCAAGGAUGGGGUUCAGCAUCGCCUAGGAAUCGAGCCAUGUGGGAUGACAGAAGUGGACAAAAGAGGAAUAGAGGCGGUGGGGGUUAUGGUGGUAAUAGAAGGCAAUGGGACAAGGGAGGGUCGUUUAACAACAGAGGACGGUCAAGAGAUUCAGCAUGACCGUGCAUUGGAUUGCAAUGAAGUUGAAGGCCAGUUUUCUUGAAUAUUUUGUACAGCAUUUUAUUUAUAGGUAGACCUCUCUUUUCUUGGCCAUAGUUAUUACUACUAUAAAACUGUGCAGUGUAGGGACUUGCUUUUACUCUUGUUCAGCAGAAUCUUGUUGAUGCCAUUUUCAGGUUUUCGUUUUUA
Cynara cardunculus var. scolymus (artichoke) is the source of this 4875-nucleotide messenger RNA. Its product is annotated as zinc finger CCCH domain-containing protein 19-like. The coding region runs from base 172 to 4686 and encodes 1504 amino acids. NCBI's taxonomy places the organism in Eukaryota, Viridiplantae, Streptophyta, Magnoliopsida, Asterales, Asteraceae. The transcript has 10 exons. The record is from RefSeq and is a predicted model, not a curated record. Gene Ontology annotation, molecular function: protein binding; DNA binding.